UAAUGUGACCUCAUUAUACUUCCUUGUUUCACAAUUUCAGAAAAAAAAAAACAUUUUCGCUCUUACAAGGAAGGUAUUUGGAUUAAUUAGACUGUUGUUUUUUGAAAAUUAUAUAAACACGUUAAUGCCCGUGUCGAAUAAUUGUAGGUAUAGAAGGUUAUUUACUGGAAUAUAAAUUUACUUAAAAGCAGCAGGUGAAAAUGUCAACACAAUAUGGACAAGGUCAAGUUCAAAAUGAAGGGCAGAUGCCACCGCCUCCAGCCUAUAGUGGGUAUGACCAGUAUCCUCAAGGACAAGGGUAUGUUCCUCCGCCACAACCUGCGCAAACCAACUAUGGUGGAUUCAGUAACCAACCUACAGUUGGGUAUGCAUAUGGACAACCCAACAGCCAGCCUAAAGAAAACAGGAUUACACCGUCACCAGACAUUUUUGAUGAUCAGUCAUUUUCAAAUAAAGCUAUAAGGAGAGGUUUUAUCAGAAAGGUUUAUUUGAUCUUAUUCACCCAGCUGUUUGUUACAUUUGGAUUCACGAUGCUUUUCUCUCUUGUCAAACCGAUCAAGGAGUUUUGUCAGUCACACCCUGGUGGAACAACAUUCUACUAUGUGUCAUAUGGUACAUUCUUUGUGACAUACUUUGUCCUCAUCUGCAUUCCUUCUGUCAGGAGGAAGCACCCGGGAAAUUUGAUAUGCCUUGGUGUUUUUACCUUGGCAUUUACGUACAUGGUGGCUACCAUCAGCAGUUUCUACACAACCAACAGUGUAAUGGUAGCAGCAGGUAUCACAUGCGCUGUAUGCCUGGCCAUCUCCCUGUUUGCGAUUCAGACAAAGAUUGACUUCACUAUGUGCUCUGGCCUCCUGUUUGCUCUGGUGAUUGUACUCAUCUUGUUUGGAUUCUCCUGUAUCAUAGUGUAUGCCACAGUCGGAUACAAUUAUAUACUGGACUGUGUAUGGGGAGGUCUGGCUGCCCUUGUAUUCUCGCUGUUCCUGGUCUAUGACACCCAGAUGAUUGUUGGUGGGAGGAAGCACGAGCUGAGCCCUGAGGAGUACGUUUACGGAGCUCUACAACUGUACAUUGAUGUUGUAUACCUCUUCUUGAUCAUCCUGUCCUUGUUUGGAAAGUCUAACUAAUGCUCAUGACAAGCGUGAAACUCAUAGAUGGAUUAUCAUGGAUACAAAACAAACUGUCAGAAUUAAAAGAAUUUAGUAAGUAUUUGUACGUAUUUUAGAAAAUGCCUGACAGUGUAUCUCUGUAGAAAACAUUAUUUUAAUUUACUGUCUCCUGUUUAGUGUAUGACAUGCUUUAAAGACAAAAGAUGUUUUAUCUGAUUUUUAAAGCAAAUACUCUGUUUUGGAGUUAUAAUCAUUAAAGCUAUUAAUUUUCCACUAAUUUGUGUAUUUAUUACGAUGACAUUUUGUUUUGAGAAUAUACAUGGAAUUACAAAAAAGGAAAUACACUGUGGUUUUGUUUUCACUAAUAUUAGUGACUGAAGCAACAGGCAGCUUCAAAACACAUACAUAAUAUAUGGUGUAACUUAUUAUAAUGUCUACAGAUUCUUAUUAGUCCCCUACUGGUUGAAAACCAGUUUCGGGGACUAUAGGAAUGCGCUUUUCCGUCCGUCCGUCCGCAAUUUCGUGUCCGGUCCAUAACUCUGUCAUCCAUGAAGGGAUUUUAAUAUUACUUGGCACAAAUGUUCCCCAUGAUGAGACGACGUGUCAUGCGCAAAACCCGGACCCCUAGCUCAAAGGUCAAGGUCACAAUUGGAGGUCAAAGGUCAACAGGGCUUUUUUCCUGUCCGGUCCAUAACUCUCCCAUCCAUGAAGGGAUUUUAAUAUUACUUGGCACAAAUGUUCCCCAUGAUGAGACGACGUGUCAUGCGCAAAACCCGGACCCCUAGCUCAAAGGUCAAGGUCACAGUUUGAGGUCAAAGGUCAACAGGGCUUUUUUCCUGUCCGGUCCAUAACUCUCCCAUCCAUGAAGGGAUUUUAAUAUUACUUGGCAUCAAUGUUCCCUAUGAUGAGACGACGUGUCAUGCGCAAAACCCGGACCCCUAGCUCAAAGGUCAAGGUCACAAUUUGAGGUCAAAGGUCAACAGGGCUUUUUUCCUGUCCGGUCCAUAACUCUGCCGUCCAUGAAGGGAUUUUAAUAUUACUUGGCACAAAUGUACCUCAUAAUAAGACGAUGUGUCAUGCACAACUUUCAGACCCCUGGCUCAAAGGUCAAGGUCACACUUAGCAGUCAAAUGUUAACAUAGCAUGAACAGGGUCUGUUUCAUGUCCGGUCCAUAACUCUGACAUUCAUUAAGGGAUUUUAAUAUUACCUGGCACAAAUGUUCCCCAUGAUGAGACGACGUGUCGUGCGCAAAUCCCAGACCCUUAGCUCAAAGGUCAAGGUCACAAUUGGAGGUCAAAGGUCAAUAAUUUUUUUUUCCUGUCUGAUCCAGAACUCUGUCAUCCAUCAAGGGAUUACAAUAUCACUUGGCAUAAUUGUUCCCCAUGAUGAGAUGACAUGUCAUGCGCAACACCCAGUACCCUAGCUUAAAGGUCAAGGUCACACUUUGAGAUCAAAGGUCAGUAGGAUUUUUUUCCUGUCCAGUCUAAAACUUUGUCAUGCAAAACAGGAUUUAGAUAUCAGUUGGCACAAAUAUUCCCCUGGAUGAGACAACAUGUUAUGCGCAAAACCCAAGCCCAGGGUCUAAUGUCAAGGUCACACUUAGAGACCAAAGGUCAGACACAAGAAUGACUUUGUGUGGAGCAUUUCUUCUUCAUGCAUGUAGGGAUUUUGAUGGAACUUGGCACAAAUGUUCACCAACAUAAGACGGAUUGUCAUGCGCAAAAACCAGGUCCCUAGGUCUAAGGUCAAGGUCAUAUUUAGAGGUCAAAGGUCAAAUUCAAAAAUGACUUUGUCCGGAGCAUUUCUUCUUCAUGCAUUGAGGGAUUUUGAUGUAACUUGGACCAAAUGUUCACCACCAUGAGGCACCCUUGUUUUUACAAUUACGUCCCUUUGUUUUACUAUAAAUAGAUUUUAUUGUAACUUUUUUAUUAUUGGCCGUAGAGAAAAAUCAAGAUCACUUUUCUGUGGUACAACAUGCAUGUUACAUCCAUCUAUAAAUAACUUAUAUGAUUACUUUUUUAUAAUCGGCAAAAACAUUUCAAUAUGAAAACAACUGUGGGUUUUUAUAUAUGCACAUUUUAAUCCAGGUGUUUUGUUAUAACAUAUUAUAUAUAAUAGUACAAUAUUGUUUAUACAUCAUUGACAGAUAUCAGUUCAUGAUGUUAUACUGCAGUAGAGAAAGUUAGGUGCCUUCCAGUAGGGGACUUUGUAUUGCAUGGCAAUACUUCAUUCAUUUGUUUCUGCUGUGAGGUGUUUAGAAUAGUUUUCUUGCUUUGUUCUGAGGCCAUGUUCUUUGCCAUUACUAUUUCUUACAUUUCAUCAACUUGGCACAAAACGAGGUGAACUGAAUUGAUGUGAAGAAACUGUUAACCACUUCUUGCCCUGAGGUGAGAAAGUUUUUGCCAUCAUGAUAUUACAUUUCUACCAUUUCUUGUUUAAUCUUUCAAGCUGUUGGACCAUAUUGUUAUACCAUUUUGGUACCAUUUACAUAUUUAUAGCAUGUUUGUAUUUGAUAUAUGUUGGUAGGAUGAUAGGAAUAAGACUAGAUAAAAUCAGAUGUUGAUUCUUUUUUAAGGUGCCUUUUAUCUAUAUAGCAGGGUUGUGCACAUUCUCAUUUUGACUUCAGGCACCUGUAUAAUAAAUGCACCGUCUUCUGUCAGUUAUUGUCAAAUUAUGUAAGUUCUGUUCUUGACUCUUUGAAAAAUAGUGAGAGCCGUUCUACUUAACCAUACAUCUGUGUCAUUGUCACACCUUGGUUAACGUCUUGUAUGCAAGAUCAUAGCUCAAUUUUCCUAGUAUAUAUCACAUUGAAACUUCACAUAAAGGCUUCCUUGUCAUCAAACCUACUGAAAUAUCUAAGUUAGAUUAUUUUUGGUUGAAAUGAAUUCAUAUUACGGCCCCUCUUUGACUUAGAGAAUUUGGUUAAAGUUUUGUGUGCAACAAACUGUCAAACUGCAUCUCAGUUACAUCUAUAUGUAUUAAUUCCAUGCCAUCAUAGCGCUCUUGUGUUUUAUCAAAAAAUAACUUUCAUUAAUUAGUACACUGGGUAUCUUUGUAUUUGAAAUCAAGUGACAGUAAUUUCAAAACAAGAAUCAAAUGUUGAUUGGUUCAUUAUGAGCAAUGAUAUAAUUAAGAGUGCCAAUAAUAUACCUACUUUUACUGAGACUUACUAUAGUAUUACAAUAAACAUGUGCUAGUGGUUAAGGCAUCCAUCUAAUUGAGCAGGAGAUUGAAGGUUCAAAUUCCACUGUGAGCUUUCUGCUGGUGAGCCCUUAGCUAAUUACAGAAUGGUUACUGAUUGUGGAAGUAUAUAAAAGUAUACAAGUCAGUGGUAUCUCACAAGUCAAAACGGCUUGUCCUUACAAUUAUAAACAAACAAUUAACCUUUUUAUGCUAUGCUAUUCAGUGAAGAACAGAAAUAAAUUCUUUAACGGUGAAAUAAAAUUGAUAUUUUCACAGUUUCAAAGCAGUGAAAAUAUUUUUCACUUGUACAGAAAUGCACUUUAUUGUGAAAGAAUAUGAAUGAUAAAUAUGAGAAAUUCUUUGCAUAAUAUACUUCACCAAGAAGAUGUAUAUAAAUACCUUCAUGAACAUAGUGAUAUACAUAUAUGCUCCUGCAUAAUAGAAUAUAAAAGAAAACAGGAAACUUCAAAUUUUUCAACAUACUUUGACAUCAUGACAUUGUGACGUGAUGAUUCAAUGCACAUGACAUUGAGCAGCUAAAAUGGUUUAUUUUGGUUAAUUCAUUGAAAGUCAUAAAAUAAAAAGAAUAUUUGUUUGUUUUUCAUGUAAGAUUAAAAUAUAUUUUACUCAUGAACACCAUAAUUUACAUUUUAAGUUGUAGCUGUGCCACUCCUGAAAUUGAAAUAUAUUACGGUCUUACACUGAAGCAAAUAAAUAUCUUGUAUAAAGAUGUAAUUAUGCAAGUGAACCCUGACACAAAUGAAGCACAUUUUGAAAUUGUUUGUGCCCUAUCUGCCUGUUGCAAGACUGUUUAGCCACCGCUGAAGAUGGUUUAGCAGCAUGUUGAAACUCUUGUACUCUUAACUUAUUCUAUAUUUUGAAUAAAGUACAUAUGAAUAUGUUUUCUGUUAAAUUAUCAUACUUUAGUCCUGAAUUUAUCUCGUUUA
This is a messenger RNA of Mercenaria mercenaria, 5240 nucleotides long. RefSeq names its product protein lifeguard 2-like. The coding region runs from base 201 to 1127 and encodes 308 amino acids. The record is from RefSeq and is a predicted model, not a curated record. The transcript is spliced from 12 exons. NCBI's taxonomy places the organism in Eukaryota, Metazoa, Mollusca, Bivalvia, Venerida, Veneridae. Gene Ontology annotation, cellular component: Golgi apparatus; membrane; endoplasmic reticulum. Gene Ontology annotation, biological process: negative regulation of apoptotic signaling pathway.